GUAUGGCCUAGAGGUUGACCUCGGCUCUCAAUCUUAUCGUCAUUGAAUCCUUUUCAGAGUGCUUUGCCUGUUGCUCUGGUACUGAUUUCAUACUCUGGAUGAGAGAUACUCAACAUUCAACGGUUGAGUCGAGGUUCUUCCUUCGGGUGUACACAGAAACCGAUUGGCAAAUACCAUCAUCAACUGUAUGAAUUGGGGGCGUUGUCUGGUUCUGUUCCACAUUCCCGAAUCCCUUGUUUUUUCCCUCCAACCAACCGCCUUCCUUUCUUCCUUUCCAAGAUGAGGGGAAUGACCGUUAGAGGUCGCUUCGGGAGUCGAUCGAACGUGAUACACGAUCGGUUUUGCUGAGAGCGAAGAGGAGGAGGAGAAAGGCAUGGCAUAUGAUCACGAACUAACUAAUCGAACUGCUAAUGGCUAGAGAAAGGGGGGCAAUCACUUGGAUGCAUAAAUACUCGCUGCUUCUUUCCUCUUCUCAAAAUAUCAACCCCCUUCUCUUGCUCAUUCUUUCUUCAAUCUCAAUUCAAUUACUCCUCGGUGCUUGUUCUGCGUCAAGGUAACAGUACCACCACUUACACGCAACAGAUAUACAUCGUACGUCCCGUCCCGUCCUUUACAACUCCCGCCUCGCCGAGUCCAACCAUCUCAGAAUCUAUAUAAAGAGAUCAACUCCUCUCCCGCCCUCCCGUUUGAUCCUCGACCUGCCGGUACUCUUGGUUCAUUCAACUUCUAUUCCACACACUUCUUCUUCAACGGUAACAAGUCAAAAUGGUCAAAGUACUUGCCGUUCUGUACGAUGGUGGGAGGCACGCUGAGGAGGUCCCUGGCCUCCUAGGCACCACCGAGAACGAGCUCGGAAUCCGCAAGUGGCUCGAGGACCAGGGCCACACUCUGGUGACGACUUCUGACAAGGAGGGGGAGAACUCUACUUUUGACAAGGAGUUGGUCGACGCCGAGGUUAUCAUUACUACUCCAUUCCAUCCCGGCUACCUCACCGCCGAGCGCCUCGCCAAGGCAAAGAAGCUCAAGCUCGCCAUCACGGCCGGCAUUGGCUCCGACCAUGUCGACCUCAACGCCGCCAACAAGACCAACGGCGGUAUCACGGUUGCCGAAGUCACCGGCUCCAACGUUGUUUCCGUUGCCGAGCACGUCGUCAUGACCAUCCUUGUUCUUGUCAGGAAUUUCGUCCCCGCUCACGAGAUGAUUGAGCAAGGUCGUUGGGAUGUUGCCGAGGCGGCCAAGAAUGAGUUUGAUCUCGAGGACAAGGUCGUCGGUACCGUGGCUGUUGGCCGCAUCGGUGAGCGUGUGCUCCGCCGCCUCAAGGCGUUUGACUGCAAGGAGCUUCUCUACUACGACUACCAGCCUCUGAGCCCUGAGAAGGAGAAGGAGAUUGGCUGCCGCAGGGUGGACUCGCUCGAGGAGAUGCUUGCGCAGUGUGAUGUUGUCACAAUCAACUGCCCUCUUCACGAGAAGACCAAGGGAUUGUUUAACAAGGAUUUGAUUGCCAAGAUGAAGCCUGGCUCAUGGCUCGUCAACACUGCCCGUGGCGCCAUUGUCGUCAAGGAGGACGUCGCCGAGGCGCUCAAGUCUGGCCACCUCCGCGGCUAUGGCGGUGAUGUCUGGUUCCCCCAGCCCGCUCCUGCCGACCACGUACUGCGGACGGCCAAGAACCCCUUUGGUGGUGGCAACGCCAUGGUCCCCCACAUGUCUGGUACUUCGCUCGAUGCCCAGAAGAGGUACGCUCUCGGCACCAAGUCCAUCUUGGAGAGCUACCUGUCGGGCAAGUUCGACUACAAGCCUGAGGAUCUGAUUGUACACGGCGGUGAUUAUGCCACCAAGGCUUAUGGUGAGCGGGCCAAGCUUGUCAAGAAGGAUGUCGCUGGUGCGUAA
Messenger RNA from Podospora bellae-mahoneyi, 1887 nucleotides. RefSeq names its product formate dehydrogenase (NAD+). Lineage: Eukaryota; Fungi; Ascomycota; Sordariomycetes; Sordariales; Podosporaceae. The transcript has 6 exons. Gene Ontology annotation, cellular component: cytosol. Gene Ontology annotation, molecular function: NAD binding; formate dehydrogenase (NAD+) activity; oxidoreductase activity, acting on the CH-OH group of donors, NAD or NADP as acceptor. The record is from RefSeq and is a predicted model, not a curated record. The coding region runs from base 766 to 1887 and encodes 373 amino acids.